AUGGGUGAUGAUCGUGUUGCCCACUGGAUAGAGACUCGAACGAACAGGUUUAAAGCAAGCUUCAUUCCUCAUGAUAACCAUUCCUCAUCUUAUAGGAACGAAAGCAACGGAGGCAUAAGCACCCCGCCGAACAGCAGUACCAGCAGUGUCAGCAGUGGCAUCGCUGAGGACGAAACUGCUGAUGAUUUACUGCAAGGAUGUCAGAAUGAUCCAGUGAUUCCAAGCGCUGAGGAUAUUGAGAGGACCUUUCGGAGAGGUGAAUCCCAAUGGCGAGAGUGCCUUGGUCUGGCAGAACGGCAACAAACUCUCAGAAUGCCCGAAAGCCCAGGUGUUUUGAGGUUGACAGAGGGGGUUCCACCCCUACCUUCUCAGCUCCGUGGCUUAAAGGAAAUUGGGGGCUACCCGACAUGGGAAUUUUUACACGCUGAGUCAGAUGAUAUGGGCUCUAUGGAUGAUGUUUUCACAGAAACCCUGGAUGACUCCGAUCCGACGUGGCAGCCAACCUCACCCCCCGAAGUCGAUGAAUGGAGCAUGGAUCUCGCCCGUGGCAACGAGAAAAUCCUCACCCUCUCUAUCCCAAAGCCGACGAGGUACCGGCUCACAGAAGAAUGCAAUUCCAAUUCUGAUGCGUCACCCGCCUCUCCUUCCAAUGGCAUCACUAUACUCAUACAAUGCCUCUCCUAUUAUUUCUGUGCAAAACUCCUUGAGAUGCAGGAGCGGAAAAGUCAAGUUUACUUCUCAGGCACUUUCAACACGCCAUGUAGGCUGCUCAGAGAAUGA
Molecule: messenger RNA, 780 nt
Organism: Pseudogymnoascus destructans
Lineage: Eukaryota; Fungi; Ascomycota; Leotiomycetes; Thelebolales; Thelebolaceae
Exons: 1
Coding region: 1-780 (259 amino acids)
Source: RefSeq, a predicted model, not a curated record